AUGCUCUACGAUUUAAUUGGUGUUUAUGGAAAAGUUGGUCAAAGUGGCCGAAAUGAUGAUGAUGUCUACGAUCGAUAUAGUCAUCGUUGGACAGUCAUUUUACUGGGCGUCUUUAUUAUUGCUAUAAGCGCUAAACAAUUUGUUGGCACGCCCAUUGAAUGCAUUCCACCAUCUGACUUCGCAGGAAAUCAUAAAGCUUAUGUAGAAAAUUAUUGCUGGACUCAUUAUACUUUUUCAAUUGAUAAUCAGAAGGCAUUAACACGUCAUUAUGUUCGCGGCGGAGAAGAUUCACAAAGGACAUCUUAUUAUAUAUGGAUUCCAUAUAUAUUAAUUGCUGCUGCAUUAUGUACAUAUUUACCGGCUUGGCUGUGGCAUGUUAUUGGCCAUAAAGCAACUUUUGAUGUUCCUGCUAUGAUAAACCAUUUAGGCAAAAUGAAAUUAUCAAAUCCUGAAGAUCGUCGAUCGAAUUUAACAACAAUGGCAAAACAUUAUGAAAAAGUAAACCAAUAUGCAACGGCGAAAGUUCGUGCAACGGAUAAUCUUGUCAAACGAGGUAUAUCUGCGUGUAUGUUUUUUGCUGGCGGUGGAUUGCUAACAGGAAUUUAUUUCUUGAUUAAAUUCUUAUAUUUGUGUAAUAGUAUUGGACAAUUUUUCUUAAUGAAUUAUCUCCUUAAAAUUGAUUAUUGGGCGUACGGUCAAAAAACUCUUCAUGGUUUAAUUAUUGGAGCUGAUGUGAUAAAAAAUAAAGAAGUUUUUCCACGUGUUGUCUUUUGUGAUUUUACCAUUCGAUAUUUAGGAGAUAAGAAUAUAAACUAUACAGUUCAAUGUACACUGCCCGUUAAUCUUUACAAUGCACGCAUAUUCACAUUUUAUUGGUUUUGGUUAAUAUUUUUGACUUGUGCAACAUUCUACGGUAUUAUUAAGUGGCUCGCACAAAUGAGUUAUCGUGGUCGUCGUAGUUUUUUGAAGAGACAUUUACGUAUCAAUCGAGAAUUAGCUAUGACUCAACAUGAACAACAAUUAUUCGAUUCGUUUGUUGAUCGAUAUCUUGGCGGUGAUGGUGUUCUUUUUCUUCGCCUUGUCUCUAAAAAUACAAAUCCAGUUGUUGCUGGUGAACUUUUGGGAAUUAUGUGGGAUCGUUUUGUAGCACAUGAAAGUGCUGUAGUGAUAGUGGCAGCGAUGGGAAAUAAUAACCAGAGUGGCAAAACGCUGGAUUCUGAUACAUAUUUAAAUGGUAGUCGUUCAGGAAAAUUUGAUGAUCGUACACUACCGUUGAUUCAACCGUUAAAACAAGAAUAA
This is a messenger RNA of Rotaria socialis, 1299 nucleotides long. The record is from the annotation of a GenBank genome assembly. NCBI's taxonomy places the organism in Eukaryota, Metazoa, Rotifera, Eurotatoria, Philodinida, Philodinidae.